CUUCUUUCGAAUCUUUUGACAAGCUCAGCCCCUUGUGGGAUCAUCAAGUUCAAGAUGCGCAAGCAGCUCGACCCACGUAUACCAAUCCUUAUCAACAACAAUGUAAACGAAAAUCAUCGCUCAUUUAUUGUCUUGGUCGGGGACAAGGGACGUGACCAGAUUGUGAACUUGCAUUUCUUGCUGUCUCAAGCAAGGGUAUCCGCCCGUCCCUCUGUGCUGUGGUGCUACAAAAAAGAACUGGGGUUCACAACCCAUCGAAAAAAACGGGAAGCCAAGAUAAAACGCGAUGUCAAACGCGGCAUUCGCGAGCCUAACGAGCAAAGCCCUUUUGAGAUCUUCGUCACUGUCACCGAUAUCCGCUACACAUACUAUAAGGAGUCUCAUAAGAUUUUGGGCAACACCUUUGGCAUGUGUGUACUACAAGAUUUCGAAGCUGUUACGCCCAAUCUCCUAGCACGCACCAUAGAGACCGUGGAGGGUGGUGGUCUUGUUGUUUUACUUCUCAAAACCAUGACAUCUUUGCGGCAGUUAUACACCCUGACUAUGGACGUUCAUGCACGCUAUCGAACUUCAUCGCACGACGCGGUAGUCGCACGGUUUAAUGAGCGCUUUAUACUUUCCCUCGGCGCAUGCUCCGAUUGCCUCGUUCUCGACGAUGAACUCAACGUCCUCCCGAUAUCCAAAGCCAAAGACAUAACGCCUAUAGAAGAUGCACUCCCACCGGAUCCAGGCACAGCAGAAUUAAAGGAGCUACAAGAUAGCCUAGCGGAAACACCUCACGUAGGCGAACUGGUGAAACUCACACGGACGCGUGACCAGGCACAGGCGCUACUGACGUUCGUCGAAGCGAUCGCAGAAAAGACUUUGUCGAGCACGGUCGUCCUAACGGCCGCUCGUGGACGAGGAAAGUCUGCAGCGCUUGGCCUUGCGAUUGCCGCUGCAAUGGGGCACGGGUACGCCAAUAUAUUCGUAACGAGCCCUAGUCCAGAAAAUUUGAAGACGUUGUUUGACUUCGUAUUCUUGGGCCUUGAUGCCCUGGGAUAUGAAGAACAUCUUGAUUACGACAUCGCCCAGAGCACAAAUCCCGACUUCAACAAGGCCAUCGUACGCGUGAACGUGUUCCGGCAACAUCGACAAACAAUACAAUACAUUCAACCCGAAGAUGCACAUGUCCUCGGUCAGGCCGAACUUGUCAUAAUCGACGAGGCCGCUGCGAUCCCUCUUCCACUAGUAAGAAAUUUAAUGGGGCCGUACCUCGUUUUCAUGGCGUCCACCAUUAAUGGCUACGAGGGUACCGGGCGCUCUCUGUCUUUGAAACUUAUUCAGCAGCUGCGCGAGAGCACACGCCCGUCAGUUACUAAGGAAACUGUUGUUGGAGACGAUGGUUCUACGUCAACGAAAUCCAAGAAGCCUAUUCACGCCAGCGCCCCUCGCGCGAGAACUCUGCAUGAAAUCAAACUAGAAACACCCAUCAGAUACGCUGCGGGAGACAAGAUUGAACGAUGGCUGCAUUCACUGUUGUGUCUCGAUGCAACGUUGCCAACCAAGGCCUCCUCAGCCCUGCAGGGUUGUCCCCAUCCUUCUACGUGUGAACUCUACUAUGUUUCGCGAGAUACGUUGUUCAGCUUCCACCCAGCUUCGGAACUCUUUUUGCAGCGUAUGAUGGCCCUUUACGUGGCGUCGCACUAUAAAAAUCAACCAAAUGAUCUCCAAUUAUUGUCUGAUGCACCGGCUCAUCAUCUGUUCGUCCUCCUACCGCCGCUCAAAGAUGACGAGAGCCAUCUGCCGGAACCGCUCGUUGUCCUUCAGGUUGCACUGGAGGGUAACAUUAGCAAGGGGGUUAUUAUGGAGGGGCUUACCCGUGGCUUCCGUGCAGGUGGUGACAUGAUUCCGUGGUUGGUGAGCCAACAAUUCCAAGAGAGCAAGUUCGCACAGCUUUCGGGGGCUCGAAUAGUGCGCAUCGCGACGCACCCCGACUACGCAAAGAUGGGGUAUGGGUCCCGUGCGUUAAAAGCACUGAAUGAAUUUUACUCUGGCGAAUAUUUCAAUCUUGACGAAGCCGCACAAGUGGAACCCUCUUACCCUGAUGUCACUGUCGUUGACCCCACGACAAACCUUCAAACCGAUCUCCCUACAGUCCGGUCACCGAAUGCGAUGCCUCCCCUUCUUCAACGCCUGUCAGAGCGGAAGCCCGAGAGUCUGGAUUACUUGGGUGUUUCAUACGGUUUAACACCUCAGUUACUCCGCUUCUGGAAGAGGGCAGGCUAUAUUCCGCUUUACAUCAGACAAACACAGAGUGAACUCACUGGAGAGCACACGUGUGUGAUGGUUCGAGGCUUGAACAAUUCACCCGAGACUGAACUAGAGUGGCUGGGAGAAUUUGCAAACGACUUUCGACGGCGGUUCCUCUCGUUACUGUCUUAUAAAUUCAGGGAAUUUGGGAGCGUUAUGGGGCUUAGCAUUUUGGAAGCCGCGAACGCUGGUGUUAAAGGCAAUGGGCAUGCCACCCACGUACUUGCUGCGCAGGAGCUUUCUCUUCUUAUAACGCCAUAUGACCUCAAGCGUCUCGAAUCGUAUGCAAACAACAUGCUUGACUAUCAUGUCAUAUUAGAUCUCCUCCCCAUAAUCUCAGCGCUCUUCUUUGGGAAGCGACUGGGUGAUGUGAGCUUGUCAGCUGUUCAAGCAUCCAUUCUCCUUGGCAUGGGACUGCAGCGGAAAAGUGUCGAAGAACUUGAGAAAGAGCUAUCUCUACCCGUCUCACAAACUCUUGCCCUUUUCGUGAAACUCAUCCGCAAGAUCACCAAGAAGUUGCAGGACAUCCAAAGGGAAGCAGUUGGUGCCGACAUCCCACUAGUAGCAUCCAGCAAUGUGUCUCGCGUUACGUCCAAUAUUGAUGCAGAACGUACAGAAGGGACGGGCGGGGAUAUGUGGAAGCCCAUGAGCACCAAUAUCGAAGAUGAACUAGACGAAGCCGGCGACGAAGCGACACGUAUCCUGCGAGAGCGGCAGCGUGCCAUGUUCGAGGCCCUCGAUCUAUCCCAGUAUGCGAUCGAUGAUAGUGCAAAGGACUGGAGUGCGGCAGAAGCACAAGCAACGAGACUGGCAACGGGGACGAAAGGAUCGACAGUUGUGAGCGUUCGGAGCACCGCCUCGGGAGGUAAAAAGCGCAAGACAGAACUUAUUGAGGGAAAUGGGGAGAAAUCUCGAAAGGGGAAGAAGACGAAGCGGUCAUAGAGGGGUUCCUCGAACAUUUCUGAUGAACUCGUGGGGAGGCGGAAGAAUAUUGUUGAGAGUACCCGGUCCUGACCGGUUGUCACUCGGGACA
Molecule: messenger RNA, 3325 nt
Organism: Pisolithus orientalis
Lineage: Eukaryota; Fungi; Basidiomycota; Agaricomycetes; Boletales; Pisolithaceae
Product: GNAT acetyltransferase 2-domain-containing protein
Exons: 13
Coding region: 55-3234 (1059 amino acids)
Biological process (GO): rRNA acetylation involved in maturation of SSU-rRNA
Cellular component (GO): 90S preribosome; nucleolus
Molecular function (GO): ATP binding; 18S rRNA cytidine N-acetyltransferase activity; tRNA binding
Source: RefSeq, a predicted model, not a curated record